AUGGAUGAAAUUCUUUAUUUUUAUGAUGAGGAAGAGGUAUAUAAUAUUAGUAAUAGAAAAGAAUACUUUUUAAGGUGUUGAUGGAGUGAAGUAGAUGGGGAAUAUAAGAUAGGUGUGUAAGGGAUUCGUAAAAAAUUAGUAUUAAAUAUUAUCAGGUAUUUUUGUUGAUUAGAGAUUGUAGAGAAUGGAUGUGUUUACUAUUUGGAACUAGGGAAAUCAUUUUAUAGAAUUCCUACUUGGAAUAGUAAAGUAAAACAAUUGGCAACGAAUGAAUCAGUUACUUUAUUGUUAUGCUACUCAGGAUAGUUAUUUGGAUUUGGAGAGGAUAAAUAAUAAUUAGGUAUGAUGUAUAAUAUAUUUAGGUUUAUUGGGUAAUGAGAAAUGUUAUAGUUCAUAAAGUGUGAUAAAGAUUGGUAACGAUUUUAAGAGUGUGUCAUUAUCAUAAAAUAUAGGAUGUGGUUUAGAUUAUAGAGGCUAAGCAUGGAUAUGGGGUAAUUCUCCUAUAGGAAGAAGUGAUGUUCCAGUAAGAAUAGAGGGAAAGUUCAUAAAGAUUUGUGCAGCUAAAGAUUAUGUUAUAUUUACUGAUCAGUAAGCAUAAGUGAAAGUCUUGAGUGAAAUAUUUAGAUUAUCAAAUGAAUACUUCACUUGCUAAAAUUUAUGGACGAUAACUAAAGCUGAAUAAAUAGAUUCAAAUUAUUUGAUUGUAAAUGAGAUUAUACCAAAUGACAGAUAUUCAAUUUUAUUAUCAAGUAUCAUUCUUAUUCAUAUAAAUAGAUAAAAACCGAAUGUUUAUAUUAAUUAAUAAUAAUGGAAGAUAUAUAGUUAGGAGAUUAGCUAUCAACAUUAGAAUUCAUCAUUUAUAAUAAACUGAUUAUUAUAUCUAUUGUUUUACUGAAGAAGCAAGAUUUAUUAAAAUUGAUAAAGCUAAUCUUUAUAGUAAUGAAACUAAUGAAUUACAACAAAUUUAUGAAUAAAUAAGAUUCCAAAUACCAGAAUACGAAUAAAAACAUUUAAGUUCUAUCUAACCAAUCUUAUCAAUUAAAUAUCCUUUUAAUUUACCAGCAUUUAUUGUUGAUAAAAGAAGAUUCAAUGAAGGAAUAUCAGUUAUAAGAUAAUAACAUAUUGAAGUAGAUAUUAAAGCACAUAUUUAAUCUACUGAAAAUAAGUUAUCAAUCAUUAAAUAAAUGUCUCCUAUGAAAAGUUCAUAAUAAUUAUUUUCAUCAAGAGUUAUGAGCAAAUCUAGAACAUCAUUAACAUCUCAUAUGUCUAGAUUUUAUUAUUCACCUUAAUAAAAUGAUAAAAUUCAACAUUUUUAAACUCCUAAAAAAUAAAAUCCUACUACUCCUUCUAAAUAUAUAUAAAGUUUUCUUAAUUCAAAUUCACCAAGUCCUAUUACUAAAUCUUUUAUAUAAGAAUAAAAAAUAAAUUAAAUUUCUACUAUUAAAAAAGCUAAUUUAAUAAGAUUACUUAUUUAAGAUAUAUAAAAAUCAAUUAAUAAACUUAAUAAUUUAUAAUAAGUUCCUGUUGAUAUGAGAGAUCGUACUCAUUCAAGAAGAAGUAGUUCUGUUCAUUUAGAUUAAGUUUAAUCUAUGAUUAUAGAAUUAGGAAAUGCAUAAUAAAGAAAUAAUAGUCAAGAAAAAAUUAAUAAACUAAAUAAUUCAUUUAAUAGUAAAUUAUCAUAACAUGAUAAUAAAAAUACUAAUGCAAGUUCUCUCUUUUAAUCUGAAUAAGAUUUAAUUGAUGAAUUAAGAGCAUCAGAACCACUUGAUAUGAUUGAAGAAGAAUAUUUAGAAUAUGAUGACGAAACUGAUCAAGUUAAAAGAAUCUUAAUAAGAAGACCUAUUGAUUAAGAUUAUGAAUAUGGACAUAAUCUUAAAUAAGAUAUGGGAGAUGGCAAAAUAUUAGUAUCUAGAAAAUUAGUUAAUGUUACUGAUGAAGAUGGAUGGAAUAGAUAAGAUAAUGGAUAACUUAAAAAGGUUAUUAGUUAAUAAGAACCUUAAAAAUAUAUUGAAGAAGAAAUUCUUAUAGAAAAUCCUAAGACUGGUUAAAUUACUAGAAAGAUUGUUAGAAUUCCUUAUAAUGAUUAAAAUCUUACAUUAGGUGAAGGAUUAAAUGAAAUCAAUACUCAAGGAUAAAAAAUUAUAGGACGUAGAAUUGUUGCUAAUGAAUAUUCUACUGAAUAAUUAGAAUAAGAAGGAUGGAUUUCCAAAGAAUCUAAAUUAGAAAGAAUACUUGGAAAUAGAGAACCUAAUAAAUAUGUUGAAGAAGAAAUAUUAGAAGUUAAUCCAUUAACAGGUUAAGUUGAAAGAAAAAUCAUACGUAGAAAAUAUGAUAAAAAUAGAAAAUUAGAAGAUGGAUAAAAAUUAGUAUCAAGUAGAAUUGUAGAUAAUAUUUAAUCAUCUAAAUAAUUAGCAUAAGAUGGAUGGAAUUGUAAUUUCAAUCUUGGAACUGCAUAAAAAAUUAUAUCAAAUUAAGAUGAAAUUUUUUAUGUUGAAGAAGAAAUCUUACAAGUAUCAUAAAAAAAAUAAGAUAGAAAAUUAAUUAGGAAAAUCUAUUUUGAUGAAUAAUCUAUUAAUAAAAUAGAAUAAGAAUUUGGAGAAAACUUAUAUGAAAUUCAAAUCUAAGGAGUCAGAAUUAUUGCAAGAAGAGUAAUUAAAGAAGAAAAGUAAAUUGAUAAAGAUUGGAAAUAUUAUUCAGAUAAAAAAUAUUGGGAAAAAGUAAUUAAAUAAGGGGAAUCUUGUAAAUAUAUUUAGGAAACUAUUAUUGAAAUAGAUUUUGACAAAUACGAAUAAACUAAAAAAUAAAUUAGAUAUGAUUUAAAAGUUGAUGAAAAAACUUUAAUCCUUGGAGAUAAUAUAGAUGAAUUAUAAUUUGAUGGAAGUUAAAUUAUUUCUAGAGAAAUUGGAGAUAAUAUUGAAUCAACUGUGUAUCUUAGAGAAUAAGGAUGGAUUAAAAAUAAAAUUGAAUAAUUAGAAAAAAUUAUCUCUAUUGAUAAAAUUGAAAAUUUUUAUGAGGAAGAAAUAUUAAUUCAAAAUUUAUAAGCAGGAAAAUAAUAACGUAAAUUAAUUCGAAGACCUAUUCUUGAAGUAGGAGAAAAAUGUAAAUUGGGAGAUAAUCUCGAAGAAAGAAUAUCUGAUGAUCAAGUUGUAAUUAGUAGAAAAAUAAUUAAAAAUGAUGGCAAUCAAGAAAAUUGGAAAAAAAAUGAGAUUACAAGAAAUUUAGAAAAAGUUUUAAUAUAAAGUGAACCAAUUGAAUUUAUAUAAGAAGAAUUACUGACAUUUAAUUAACAAACAGGAACAAUGAUUAGAUAGUUAGUCAAAAGACCAUCUGUUAAUAAAGAUAAAAUGUAAUUUGGAUAAUUAAAGGAAGUUGAUAAGGAUGGUAACAUAAUUGUAAACCGUACACUUGUACCUAAUUUAAAAUUGCUUGGUUCAGAUUGGACAAGAGGGACUAUGGGAUCAUAUCGUUAAACAAUAGCUGAAGAGCCAGAGGAAUAUAUUGAAGAAGAGAUAAUUGUAGUGAAAAAUGGUAAAUAGGAAAGAAAAUUAAUUAGAAGACCAUUUAAUUAAGAAGAUCUUUAAAGAAAUUAUGGUGAUGAUAUUAAUGAUGUUAAUGAAAAUGGAGAAAAAGUAGUUGCAAGAAGAGUUAUUGGAAAUGAUCAAUCAAAAGCACAAUUAGAAAAAGAAGGAUGGAAAUUGAAUGAAAAUGGAGAUUUAGAAAUAAAAUAGAUUGAGCCUUCUUAAUAUAUAGUUGAAGAAAUUCUCUGUUUUAAUAAAGAAACUGGAAAUUAUGAAAGAAAAAUGAUAAAAAGAUAGAUGACAAAAUAAGAUGAAAAAUUAAAUUUUGGUGAAAAUUUAUCUGAAGUAGAUAAGAAUGGUAAUAAAAUAUUAUCUAGAUAAAUAAUUUAAAAUGUUUAAUCAUUAAAUAAAUAAAAGGAAGAGGGAUGGAUUUAAUAAAAUGGAAAUUAUGAGAAGAUUAUUAAUAUCUAAGAACCAGAAAAAUAUAUAGAAGAAGAAGUGCUUAUUUUAAAAAAUGGAGUUCAAGAGAGAAAACUCAUAAGAAGACCUUAUAAUAAUCAAUAAGUGAAUGUAGGAGAGAAUUUAAAUGAGGAUAAUAAUGGACUUAAAAUUGUAUCUAGAAAGAUAGUUUCAAAUGAUUAAUCUUCAUCUCAAUUAUAAAAUGAAAAAUGGUUCAGAAAUAAUAAAGGUCAAUUAGAAUUAUUAAUAUCAAAAUCUGAACCAUAAUAAUUUGUAGAGGAGGAAGUAUUAGCUUAUAAUGAAGAGACUGGUUUAAUGGAAAGAAAAUUAAUUCGAAGAUAAUAUAAUCCGAAUAAAGAUAGUAAAUUAAAAACAGGAGUAGAAUUAGAUGAAGUUGAUUCUAAUGGUUAUAAAAUAUUAUCAAGAUAAAUUGUUGAUAAUACAAAAUCAUCUAAGUCAAAUAAUUAGGAAGGAUGGGCAAUGUAAAACAAUGGAACUUAAAUUAAGGUGAUUUCCUCUCAAGAACCUGAAGCAUAUAUAGAAGAAGAAAUUUUAAUUAUAAAUCCAAAAACAGGUAAAUAAGAAAGGAAACUUAUAAGAAAGCCUUAUAAUUAAGAAGAUUUAGAUGUAGGAGAAUCAAUCAAUGAAAUUAAUAAUGGAUAAAGAGUUGUUGCAAGAAGAAUUAUAUAGAAUGAUCAAUCAAUUUAUGCAUUAAAGAAUUGGUAAUAAUAAAAAGGAUAAGAAAUCUAAGAAAUUGUUUUAAAUGAAGAACCAACUUAGUAUAUAGAAGAAGAAAUAUUAAUUAAGGAUAAAAAUGGUUAGAUUAUUCGAUAAAAAGUUAGAAAGCCCUAUGAGGCAAACAAAAAUAUAUAAAUGGGAAAUAUUCAUGAAUAGCUUUAAGAUGGAAGUAUUGUGGUUAAUAGAAAGAUAGUAGAUAAUAAUUUUUCAUAAGCAGAAAUGAAGAAUUGGAAAACUGAUUAAAAGGGAUAAUUAGUUUAAGUUAUUAAUCAAAAUGAACCAGAACGUUAUAUUGAAUAAGAAGUAUUAAUAAUAAAUCCAAAGACUGGAAAAUAAGAAAGAAAAUUGAUAAGAAUACCUUAUACAAAUUAGAAUGAAGCUUUUGGUGAUGAUUUGAAUGAAUCAAUAGGUCCUAAUGCAAAAGUAAUUUCAAGAAAAAUAGUUUAAAAUGAUCAUUGUUCAGAUGAUUGGUAAUUUAAUAAUGGUUAAUUUGAGUAAAUAAUAAGUGCAAAUGAACCAGCAUAAUAUUUGGAAGAGGAAGUUUUAGUUAGGAAUAAAUAAACUGGAUAAUUGGAAAGAAAAUUAGUAAGAAAACCAUAUUAAAAAGACUAAAAAUUAGGUGAUAAUUUAAAUGAAUAAAAAGAUGGUGUGACUAUAUUAAGUAGAAAGGUAGUUGAUAAUAGAUCAAAAUAAGGAUGGGAAGAGAAAGGAUAGAAUUUAGAGAAGAUUUUGAAUGAUAAUGAAGUUGAAGAGUACAUUGAGGAUGAAAUAAUUAUAUAAAAUAAGAAAACUGGUAAAUAAGAGAGAAAAUUGGUAAGAAGAAAUGUAAAUGAUCCUCCUCCUUAAGAAGGUAUUGUUGUAUCAAGUAAAAGAGUUUAAAAUAUAGAAACUAAUGAGUAAUAAAAAUAAGCUGGUUGGAUUAAAUAAGAUGGUUAAUUAGUUAAGGUUAUUGCUAAGAAUGAACCAACAAAAAUGAUAAUAGAGGAAGUAUUAUAAUAUAAUGAUGAAACUGGUUAAAUGGAAAGAAAAUUAAUAAAGAGACCAUAUGAUCCAAGCAAUAAAAAAUAUGAGAUAUAAAAUGGAACUGUUUUAUCAAGAAAAAUUGUUGACAAUAUGGAAACUUUAGAUUAAGGAUAAUAAUGGGUUUUUAAGAAUGGAUAAUAUGAAUAAAUUAUAUGUGAUGAUGAACCUGAAUAAUUUAUAGAGGAAGAAAUAAUCAUUAUUAAUUAAAAAACUGGGAAAUAAGAAAGAAAAUUAAUUAGAAGACCUUUAAAACAUGAUGAAGAUCCAGAUAUUGGAGAAUGUUUAAAUGAAUCAAUAGGGAAUGGGAAAAAAGUAGUAGCAAGAAGAAUUAUUUAGAAUAAUUAACCUAGCGAAGAAUUGUAAUCUUGGAAGAAAAAUGGUGAUGUCAUGGAAAAAUAAAUAGCAGCAGAUGAACCUACUAAAUAUAUAGAAGAAGAAAUUUUAGUUUUAAAUCCAGAAACUAAAUAAUUAGAAAGAGUUUUAGUAAGAAGACAAUAUGAACCAUGUUAGGUAGGAUAAGUUAAUGAAACUGAUAAAAAUGGUAAUAAAAUAGUUUCAAGAAGAGUUGUAGAUAAUGUUGAAUCAUCAUAAAAUGGAUGGUAGAAAGUAAAAGGAAUUUUGAAAAAAGUUGUAGCUGUUGAACCUACUAAAUAUAUUGAAGAAGAAGUUUUGAUAAUAAAUUAAAAAACAGGAAAACAAGAAAGAAAAUUAAUUAGAAGACCAUUAAAUGAAGGAUAAGAUCCUGGAGAAUUGGGAGAUUCUUUAAAUAUUUCUACAGAAGAGGGUUAUAAAGUUGUCUCAAGAAAAAUUGUUGAUAAUAAUUAAGCCAAAUAAGCUAUGUAAGAUUGGAUUGAAGCUGAUGGUGUUUAAAUUAAAAAAAUUGGAGUUGAACCAAUUAAAUUUAUUGAAGAAGAAGUUCUUAUCUUAAAUCCAGAAACUGGUAUGAUGGAAAGAAAAAUAAUUAAAAAACCAUAUAAUCCUUCAGUUAAAGUUGGAAAUAAUUUAAAUAUUCAGGAUAAUUAAGGAAAUCUUGUAUUAUCAAGAAAAAUUGUUGAAAAUAAUUAAUCAACCUCAAAAUCAUAAUGGAAAUAAGGAUAAACAGAAAUUUUAAUAUAGGAAGAACCUGCAUAAUAUAUCGAAGAAGAAAUUAUUGUUGUGAAUCCUAAAAAUGGAUAGUAGGAAAGAAAAGUAGUCAGAAAACCAUAUUAUGGUUAAGAUAUUGAUUUGGGUGAUGAAUUAGAUGAAGAAAUUUCUAAAAAUUAACAUGUUGUGGCAAGAAGAAUUGUAAAUAAUGAAUAAUCAUUAGAUUAACUAAAAUAAUGGAAAAAAUAAGGAGAUGAAUUAGUGAUGACUCUUAAUUCUAAUGAACCUGCUUAAUAAAUAGAAGAAGAAGUUUUAGUUCGUAAUCCAGAAACUGGAAUGAUGGAAAGAAAAAUUAUUAGAAGAGAUUAAAAUUCAUAACCUUAAUAUGAUAAAGUAAUUUCAAGAAAGGUUGUUGAUAAUAGAAAAUCUUCUAUUGUUCUAAGUAAAUAGGGUUGGAAAUAAACUAAUCCUGGAGCUAUUGAAGUUGUUUUAGGAGAAGAACCAGAAUAAUAUAUUGAAGAAGAAAUUAUUUAAAUUAAUCCAAAAACAGGAAAAUAAGAAAGAAAAUUAAUAAGAAAACCAUAUUAUGGAUAAGAUAUUGAGGUUAGUGAUGAAUUAAAUGAAUCAAUUGGUGGAGGUUAGAGAGUUGUUGCACGUAGAAUAGUUGAUAAUGAUGCUUAGGUUGAUUGGGAAAAAAAGAAUGAUUAAUUUGAAAUGAAAAUUGGAAAUGCAGAACCAACUAAAUUUAUCGAGGAAGAAAUAGUUUAUUUUAAUCCAUAAACAGGUAUGGUGGAAACUAAAAUAAUUAGAAAACCUUUUUAGAAAAAUGCUAAAUUAGGAAAUGAACUAAAUGAAGAAACUAAUGAUGGUGUAGUUUUGUCAAGAAAAGUAGUUGAUAAUUUAGAAUCGAUAAAAAAAUAAGAAUAAUGGUAAAAGGGUUAAGAUGGUAAUUUGAUGAAAAUUAUCUCAACAAAAAAACCUGAUUAAUUUAUUGAAGAAGAAGUUAUAAUUGUAAAGAAUGGUAAAUAAGAAAGGAAAAUUAUAAGAAAACCAAUACUUUUUGACCAGUAAGUAGAAGAAUCUAAUGAUCUCAAUUAAGAUAUUGGAAAUGGAUAAAGAGUUAUUUCUAGAAAAAUUGUAAACGGACAGGAAGGUAAAGAUUUUGAAUUAAAAAAUGGAGUUUUCGAAAAGUAAAUAACUAAGAAUGAACCUACUAAAUUUAUUGAAGAAGAGAUUCUUGUUUAUAAUGAAGAAACAGGAAUGAUGGAUAGAAAAUUAAUAAGAAGACCAUUCACAGAUGGUCAAAGAUAGUUUGAUGAAAAUGGUAAUAAGAUAUUAUCAUCAAAGGUUAUAGAUAAUAAUAAAUCAUUGAAUUAAAUGUAGGAUUGGAAUACUGGUUAGAAUGGAUAAAAAGAAAUAAUUUUAUCAGCAGAACCAGAACAGUAUUAUGAAGAAGAAGUUCUUAUAUUUAAGAAUGGAAAAGCUGAAAGAAAAGUUAUAAGAAAACCUUAUAAUGGAUAAUAAUUGAAAUUAGGAGAAGAUUUAGAUGAAACAAAUGGAUAGAUGAAAGUAUUAUCAAGAAAAAUAGUGAAUAAUGAUUUAACAAGUACCUAAAAGAAGGAGUGGAAUGAACAAUAAAAUGGGUGUUUAGAAAAGAUAAUAUCAUAAAGUGAACCUAUAAAGUUUAUUGAAGAAGAGAUAUUAGUAUGUAAUGAAGAAACAGGAAUGAUGGAAAGAAAAAUUAUAAGAAGACCUUUAACAUAAAAAGAUUCCUAAUUAAAAUAAGGAAAUAAUUUAAGUGAAGUUAAUUAAUAAGGAGAUAGAGUUGUUUCUAGGAAGAUUGUUGAAAAUAGUUUAACUGAAGUAAAGAAAUAAGAAUGGGUGAUAGACAAGAAUGGAAAAAUGGAGAAAACAAUCUCAUAAGAACCACUUCAAUAUAUUGAAGAAGAAGUUAUUGUAGUGAAUAAGAAUGGGAAAUAGGAAAGAAAAUUAAUAAGAAAACCUUAUAUUGGAUAAGAGUUACAAAUGGGAGAAGAAUUAAAUGAAGGUAAAGGAAAUAUGAAGGUAGUAGCAAGAAGAUUAAUUGAUAAUCAAUAAUCAAGUGAAGAAUUAUAAAAAUGGUAAAAGAAGGGAGAAUAAAUGGAGUUAAUAUUGGUAAAAGAAGAACCAACUCAAGUUGUAGUUGAAGAAGUACUUGUUUAUAAUGCAGAAAAAGGAGUAAUGGAAAGAAAAGUGAUUACGAGACCAGUAAAUUCUAAAGAGGUUGAUGAUCCAAAUGUGAAAGUUUUAUCUAGAAAGGUAGUUGAUAAUUUAAAGAGCUAAUAAUUGGGAGAAUAAAUAAUUGCUGAAGAACCUGAAUAAUAUAUUGAAGAAGAAAUUAUAACAAUAAAUGCAAGGACAGGUAAAUAGGAAAGAAAGUUAAUAAGAAGACCAUAUUAUGGAGAAGAAGUAGAGUUGGGUGAAGAAAUGGAUGAAGCUGGAUAAAAAGGAGAGAGAAUAAUUUCAAGAAGAAUAGUAGAAAAUGAGGAGACUGCAGAAGGAUUAAAAGAAUGGAAAUAAUAAUCUGAUGGUACGAUGGUGAAAAUAAUAGCUUAGAAUGAACCUAUAAAAUAUAUAGAAGAAGAGAUAUUGGUGUUGAAUCCUGAAACAUAAUAAAUGGAAAGAAAAUUAAUUCGUAAACCUUUUAAUCCUAAUGCUAAGUUGGGUAAUGUUAAAGAAACAGAUUAAGAUGGAAAUGUUAUUGUAUCAAGGAAAGUUGUAGAGAAUAAAUAAUCAUAAAGGAGAUGGACAGUUAAGUAAGAUGGAAAAUUAGAAUAAGUAAUUAGUAAGGCAGAACCAAUUCAAUUUAUAGAAGAGGAGGUAUUGGUACUCAAUCCUAAGACAAAUUAAAUAGAAAGAAAAAUUAUUAGAAGACCUAUGUAAGCAGGAGAUUCAGAAUUAGACACAGGUGAUUCUUUAAAUGAAUCAAGAGGUAACUCUAAAGUAGUUGCUAGAAGAGUUGUAUAAAAUGAAUAAUCUUAAGAUUAAUUAUAAAAAGAAGGAUGGAUAAUAGAUAAUAAAUCAGGAUAGAUGGAGUUAGUUUCAAAAGAGCCUGUUAAAUUUAUAGAGGAAGAAAUUCUUGUUUAGACAGAGGAUGGAUAAUUAGUAAGGAAAUUGGUUAGAAAACCAUAUAAUCCAAAAGUAAAAAUAGGAAACAAUUUAUAAGAGACUGAUAAUGAUGGUAAUAGAAUUUUAUCGAGGACAGUUGUGGAAAAUAAUUAGUCAUUAGCUAGUUUAUAAGCAGAUGGAUGGAAUGUAUAAAAAUAAGAGAAAGUUAUAUCUUAAGAACCUUUAUAAUAUAUUGAAGAAGAAGUAAUUAUAGUGAAUCCGAAGACUGGUAAGUAGGAAAGAAAAAUAAUUAGAAAACCUUAUUAUAAUGAAGAUGUUGCUUUAGGAGAUGAAUUGAAUGAAGUUAAUGGUGGAUAGAGAGUAUUAGCAAGAAGAAUUGUAGAUAAUGAAUAAUCAUUAAAUAAAUUGAAUGAAGAAGGAUGGAAGAUGAAAGAUGGAAAUUUAGAAAUAACUAUGACAGAGCCAUCAUAAAUGAUAGAAGAAGAAAUAUUAGUUUAUAAUGAAGAAAGUGGAUUAUAUGAACGUAAAUUAGUAAGAAGAUAAUAUGAUGCAAAAAGGGAUUCAACUUUAUAACUUGGUUAAUUAAAAGAAUUUGAUUAGAAUGGUAAUAAAAUACUAUCUAGAAAAAUAGUAGAGAAUUUAGAAUCUAGUUAAUAAUUGUAAAAGGGUGGAUGGGUUAAUAAUUAAGGAAUAUUGGAAAAAGUGAUAAAUGUGCAAGAACCUGAUAAAUUUAUAGAGGAAGAAGUAUUGAUAAUAAAUCCUAGAACAGGGAAAUAGGAAAGAAGAUUGACAAGAAGGCCAUAUUAACCAGGAGAUGAGAAAAUGGAGAUGGGUGAUGAUAUUCUCGAUUAAUAAGGUGGACGUAAGGUUGUUUCUAGAAGAAUAGUAGAGAAUGAUAGUUCAUCUGAGUUUUAAUUAUAAUAAGGAUGGAAAUAGAUAUCUGCUGGAAUGUUUGAAGUAUAAUUAUGUGCUGCUGAACCUGUUAAAUAUGUUGAAGAAGAAAUCUUAAUUGUAAAUAAACAAACAAAAUAAAUGCAAAGAAAACUUAUUAGAAGAUAAUAUACUGUUAAAGAUUAAAAUCUAAAAUUUGGAGAUGACAUUAAAGAGAAGGAUUCUUAAGGAAAUAGAAUAUUGGCAAGACGUUUAAUUGAAAAUGUUUAAUCAUUAACAUAAUUGAAAAAAGAAGGAUGGACAAAAUUAGCUGAUGGAACAUUAGAAAAAGUAUUAUCAGCUAUAGCAUAAAAAUUUAUAGAGGAAGAGAUUUUAGUUUAUAAUCCAAGAACAGGAAAGUAAGAAAGAAGAUUAACAAGAAGACCAGUAAUGAUGGAGGAUGAUAAAUUUAAGAUUGGUGAUUAAAUUAAUGAAUAAUUAAAUGAUGGAACUAAAGUAGUUGCAAGAAGAAUAGUUGAUGGAGAUUUUGCAUUUACUAGUUGGUAAUAAAAUGAUUAAGGAGUUUUGAUUCAUUAAAUUAGUGAAGCUGAACCAAUGAAAUAUAUUGAAGAAGAAGUAUUAUAAGUGAAUCCAGAAACAGGAAUGAUGGAGAGAAAAUUAAUUAGAAGACCAUAUAAUGAUUAAAAAGUAAAUUUCGGAAAGAAUAUUAAUGAAAAUAAAGAUGAUGGUACAAUUGUAUUAUCAAGAAAGCUUGUAGAAAAUAAUGAAUCAUUAGCAUAAUGGAGAAGAGAAUCAGAUGGUAAAUUGGUUAAAAUAAUUAAUUAUGAAGAACCAGAAUAAUAUGUUGAAGAAGAAAUUAUAACUAUAAAUCCUAAAACAGGUAAAUAGGAAAGAAAAUUAAUAAGAAGACCAUUUACUGAAGAUGAUAGAAAUGCAAUAAUUGGUGAUUAAAUAAUAGAUGAAAUAAAUAAUGGUUAAAAAGUGAUAUCAAGAAAGAUUGUUUCAAAUUUAUGUUCAAGUGAUAAUUGGAAAUAAAAUGAAGAUGGUCAUUUUGAGAUUGUUGUUGCUUAAUAGGAACCAAUAAAAUUUAUUGAAGAAGAAGUAUUAUAAUAUAAUGAAGAGACUGGAAUGAUGGAAAGAAAACUGAUAAGAAGAGUAUUUUCAGCAUCAGCAUAAUUAGGUAAUAAUUUAUAAGAAACAGAUGAAAAAGGAAAUGUUGUUAUAUCUAGAAGAGUUGUUGAGAAUUUAUUAUCAUCCGAGUAAUAAAAGAAAGAUGGAUGGAAAUAAAAUUAAGGAAAUCUAGAAUUACUUUUGAAUGCAUAAGAAACUUUAUAAAUGGUUGAAGAACAAAUAUUAAUAAAAAAUUAAGAAACAGGUAAAUAAGAAUUAGUUUUAAGACGCCGUCCAUAUGUAGAAGGAGAAGAACAAAUAAAUCCAAGUGAUGGAUUAUUAUUAUCUAGAAAGAUAAUAAAAAAUAAUUAAUCAUAAGGAUAAUUAUUUAAUGAUGGUUGGAGUAGAACUAAUGGACAAUUAGAAAAAAAGAUUCAUAAUGUAAUAAAUCCAAUAUUAUCAAAUAAAUUAAUUACUGAUGAUCCAACAUCAUUAUAUUAUCUUGAAGAAGAUCAUAUUUUAACAAACCCAAAUACUUAAGAGCAAGAAAUUCAUGAAUUAAAAUUUCCAUAUCGUGGAAAUUAACAUUAAAAAAUAGGAGAGAAUUUGAGAGAGAGAGAUGAGGCUGGUAUUUAAAUUAUUGCAAGAAAGAUUGUUACUAAUAUAGAUCCUGAUUAUAAUCCUUAUUAAGAUGUAGAGGAAAUAACAGAGAUUAUUGGUAGUGGAAAAGAUAAUGAAUUUUAUGCUAUUCAAAAAUUAGUUAAUAUAACUGAAGUAAUUAUUAGUAAGAAUCUAAAUGAAAAAUAACCAAAUGGAUUUAUAAUUAGAUCAAGAGUUGUAAUUAAUGAGUAUUAAAAAACUUAAUAAUAAGGAUGGAGAAAAUUGAGUGAAUCUGAAAUUCCUCCAGGAAUUAGAUAAUGGAAUUAAAAUAAAAGAUCUAUGUAUUAAAUUGAUGAAGAUAGUUAAGAACAUAGAGAUUCUUAAUAUAGAUCUGUAGAUGAAUAAAAUUAAAUAAGAAUUAUGGAUUAAAAAUUAAGUGUUAAUGGAAAAUAUGUAGAAGAAGAAAUCUUAAUAAAAAAUUAACAUACAAAUAAAUAUGAAAGAAGAUUAUAACGUAGAUAUACUAAUGAAAAUACAUUUGGAGAAGAUUUAGAUGAAUUUAUAUAAGAAAUUAAAUAUCUUGCAAGAGUUGAAGUGGCAUAUUAAUUAGAAUUAACUAAAUAAGGUUGGAUUGAAAUAGGUAAUCAUGUAUUUUAAAGAGUAAUUGCUAAAAAUGAAACAUUAUAAAUGAUUGAGGAAGAAUUUAAUAAUAAAGAAAAACAUAUUUAAAUGUUUAUACUUAAACCAUAUAAAAAUGAGUAAAUUUAGAUAGGAGAAAUGGAUGAAUUAUAAGAAAAUGGAUUACAUUUAGUCAAAAGAUAGAUUGUUAAUAAUAGAUCUUUAGCAUAUUAUAAAAAUAAUGAUUUUAUUAAGAAUAAAGAUGGAACUUAUAUUAAAUAAAUAAAAGGAGGUAUUACAAUGAAAAUACCAAAAUAUUAAGAAUAAAAUUUUGUUAGAAGACCUACAUAAAGACUAUCUUAAAUUUAAUUAAUUGAAUAACGUGGUAAUAAUGAUAUUAUAAAAAUUGGAAUUACAGAAAAUGGAUAAGAUGAACCUGCUAUUGUUAAUAGAACUACUAAUUCUGAUAUAUCAGAAACAGACAAAAUGUUUAUUAAUUAAUUAGAAAGAGGUAAUAAAAAAGAUAGAUCAAAAAUAUAUUAAAAUAUUUUAAAUGAUGAAUAAUUUAGAGGUAGAAUUAACUCAGAUAAAAAUAAUAAGAGUCCAUCUACUCCAUUUAGUGAAUGUGCCAUUCCAAAUAGAGGUAAAAUUUUAUCAAAAAUUUUGAAUAAAUUUGUUAAAACUUCAUUAUCUUAAGCAAUGAAUUAACUUUAAUUAAUUUACUUAGCUUACAGAUAAAAAAAGAGAUAAACUUAUCAAAGAAACUCUACUAAUUUAACAAAUAUAUUAGCUAAUAUCUUUUAUCGUCAAUCAUUUGAUACAUUAAUAGAACAUAUGUAAAAGAAUGUUAUUGAAUUUGAUGAAGAUGAUGUUAUUAAAUAUAAUGAAAUGUUAGAUGAAAAUAAAAUAAUUGCAAUGGAAAUAUAACCAGGUGGAAAUGAAGGAUAAGCAGCAGAACCAGUUGAAUUAAAUCUUACACCUCCAGAAAAAAAGAGAAUUCUUAAAAUUAAACCUAAGGGUUCUCCAGAAACUAAAAUGUUUGGAAGUAGUUCAUAACAUGAAAAUGCUUAACCAUUUUAACGUAAAAGUGUUGCCCAUAAUACUAUGAAAGUUACAAAUCCUCAUUAAAGAUCUACUGGAAGAGCAUCCACUAUUAUCAAACCAAAUACUUUCUAAAGUUCUUAAAGUCUCAAACCAACUAAUGCACUUGCGUAAUUAUAUUUAUUCUAUCAUUCCUAGACGUGGAUCACUAUAAAAUAUUUCAGUUCCAUUUGGAUUAUAAUAACCUAAAAAUAAUAUAAAAAAAUAAACUACCAAAAUUAAAGAAACUCAAGAUAAAUCCAAUUCAUAGAGUAACAAACAUAGUUAAACUCCUUUGUCUUAAUCCUAUGUAUCUAUUACUAUUAUAUUAUUAGGCUACCAUAAGUUAAAAUUAAUCUUAAGCGUCUAUCUAAAAACAAAUGUCCUAAGAACAAUUAGCAUAAAUUUAAAAAAACAAAAUUGCAUCUUAAUUUAAAAGAAUGGGAUCAGUCUAAUUAUCUGGAGUAUUCAAAAAACCAUGAUAUUAAAUUUAUAUUAGUAUAUCA
Paramecium sonneborni is the source of this 14734-nucleotide messenger RNA. NCBI's taxonomy places the organism in Eukaryota, Ciliophora, Oligohymenophorea, Peniculida, Parameciidae. The record is from the annotation of a GenBank genome assembly.